AUGACCAGUGAAGCUAAGAACUUAAGUUCCACAAGAGAUUGCUACUGUACUGUGAAAUUAGACCAGGAAGAGGUUUACAGAACAGCAGCUAGAGAAAAGACACAAUGUCCGUUCUGGGCAGAGGAAUACAUGUUCGACAUUCCCAUCCGAUUCCGCAUGCUCUCCUUUUACAUCUACGAGAAAGACAAACUCAAGCGAUCAGACUCGGCCAUUGGGAAGGUGGCGCUACGUCGGGGAGAGCUCCAUAAAUGCCAAAGCAAGGAUCAGUGGUACCCGUUGACCCCUAUCGACCAAGAUACAGAAGUGCAGGGUAAAGUCCAUGUAGAAGUCAGGACCAGUGAAUUAUUGAAUGGAUCGUCCUCAAUCACUAAACUAGCAGUAAGAGUCGUGGAGGGAAGUGGAUUAACAAUCGUCAACGGCCAAUGUGAUACAUAUGCCACAGUUUCAUACCAUUCUGCCUCGAGGUUAGAAACAAAAAGGACUAAAGUGAAAAGGAAAUCUACAAAUCCCCAAUUUGAUGAAGCUUUCCAGUUUGAGUUGCAGAAGAAUAAUUCCUAUGUUGAGAAGAAUCAUUUUAGUCCACCAGAAGAAGACAUCUGCAAGACAGAACUCAGAAUUGCCUUGUGGAACUCUGUAUCUGGUUUAUCAGGUGAUGUGUUCAUUGGUGAGGUCAAAAUACCAAUUAGUGCUCUAGACAUGUCUACAGGCCUCCAUCAAGCAUGGUAAGUCAGACAUUGAUUUAAAGGACAAGUCCGCCCCAACAAAAAGUUGAUUUGAAUAAGAAGAGAAAAAUCCAACAAGCAUAACACUGAAAAUUUCCUCAAAAUCGGAUGUAAAAUAAGAAAGUUAUGACAUCUCAAACUUUCGCUUUAUUUCACAAAACAGUUAUACGUACAUCCUGGUCAGUAAGCGAAUGAGGAGACUGAUGAUGUCAUCCUCUCACUAUUUCUUUUGUAUUUUAUUAUGUGAAAUAUUCUAAUUUUCUCCUCUUUGUCAAGUGACUCAAUGAUUAGUUCUUCCCUGAACAUGUGGAAUUGUUUGAUACCAUAUGGUUCAGUCAACUUGGUCCUUAUUGUCAAAUCUGUAAAAAUUUAAUAUUGUAUAAUUCAAACAAUAAAAAACAAAAAGUAAUAGUGAGUGAUAGACAUCAUUGACUGACUCAUUUUGCAUGACACCGGCCUGUGCAUAUCACUGUUUUAUGAAAAAUAAGAGAAACUUUAAAAUGCCAUAACUUUCUUAUUUUACAUCCAAUUUUGAUGAAAUUUUCAGUGUUAUGCUUGUUGAAUUUUUCUCUAUUUAUUUCAAUCAACUUUAUACUGAGGUGGACUUGUCCUUUAAAAACAGAAUAAAACUUCAGCAUAGCUGUUCUUCUCCUUGGUCCUGAAAAAAUAGGUUAAAAAGAUGAAAUAAUGGCAAACUGUAAUUAGCAAUUAUCACAUUGAGCAAAGUUGUGCAAAAUGAAUAAAGUUUGCUGUUUGCUAGCUGUUUUUCAAAAGGGCUACAAAACAGUUUCAGAAAGGGAAACAAAAAAGCUACAAAAUGUCAUGUUGUUCACUGUUUGUAUAGAAAGAAAAAAAAACAUAAAACAAACUAAAUCAUGUUAUAUACUCAUAAUUGCAGAUUUUAUACAAAAUCACAAGUAAUGAAAUAUUACUUCAACUAUAUAAUAAAUUAAAAAUAAUAUUAAGUAGUCACUAUAAUUAGAUAAAAAUGAACAGAUAAUAUUUACAAAGUGAGCAAAAAGCAAAGGGUAAAAUAAUUAGAAUGACCUAGUUAAAGAUGUGAUGUUUUGCAUGUGAUAAAAGUUGUAGUUUAUUUUAGAAUAUUCAUAUUUGACUUAUGAUGACACUACUGAGCAGUUUCAUGUAAUUGUUUUAAUAUCUUAAUUUUGUUUAGGCUCCCUAGUGAGAAAAACUCUUAUUUAUCAAACAAUUUCACAUGGUGUUUGAUAUUCCCUAUUAAAAGUCGUAGUGGAUGUGUUAUUAAGCUAUUUGUAGGUUACAACUUUAUGCGUGACUGGUUACCCUUUCUUGUGCUAAAUAAUAUAUCCAUAUGUGGCUGAUUGGCGCAUAAAAUCAUGUUCCAUUCAUGCGUUAAGUUAUGGGUAUCAUCACAACCAUCUCUAUUUAACAUCAAGCUGUUCUUCUUCCUUUUUAUCUUGUCUUCAAAAAAAUAAGUGUAAGUUGUAAACGAAGAAAAUGUGUUUGGUACCUUAAUUAUCUGUCCUAUUUCAUGGCAUUCAGGUAUACUCAGUCAUGCUUCCAUUUGCGUUUUGCUUACGACCACCUUGACAUUCAAACGUCGCUGUCGUCUGAAACAUAAAUUGAACAAAGAGAAAAGGCAGAGGUAUAGCCCAGAUCAUCGGGCUGUGAAUUAUCUAUCACCCUCACAACUUUCCUCUCACGAUAUUGUUUACAGUUCAUCGAUUUCAACCCGAGACCCUUUUACCCCCAGUGGAGCAAUUCACACAUGAAGCGGUUUGCACGCGUAAUUUCCCUCGGCAUACAAGCAUAGCAAAUGACUUGUCAUACACCAUCAUUUAAGCUUCCCCUCAACUCUUUUUUUUUUUUUUUUUUUCGUGUGUGUGUGGUGGAUAUCCUCGGUUGCGCUCUCCCCUGCCACCGGUGCAGAUGAUUGUGUUCGCAGGGAAAAUAUGUUCCUUGGGGCGAUGGUGGAUGGUGAUUGCGUUUCCGGGUCUUUGACUGUGCCAGGCUGCGCAGGAUAUUGGUGGGUUUUUAGGGUAUGGAUUGGAUUACGAUUGCGAAGGAGACGGAAAGGUUUCUGAAUACCACCAUCCCGCAUCCGGCUGAGGGUAACUCGCACUUCUUUACUUCUUCAGUGCAAUGGCGCCUCUUUGUCAUUUUUUUUUUCCCCCCAAAAGUGUUGGACUUCAAAGGAAGUCUCAUUUUACACCCCCUGUGAUUCAGGCCAAACUAGAUUGUUCUUUUAUAUUUUCUGAGUGAUGGGAAGCUUUUCGUUUGUCUCUACCAGCGGAAUGAUACUCUGU
Molecule: messenger RNA, 3007 nt
Organism: Lytechinus pictus (painted urchin)
Lineage: Eukaryota; Metazoa; Echinodermata; Echinoidea; Temnopleuroida; Toxopneustidae
Product: ras GTPase-activating protein 3-like
Exons: 8
Coding region: 1-726 (241 amino acids)
Source: RefSeq, a predicted model, not a curated record